Molecule: messenger RNA, 1149 nt
Organism: Dermatophagoides pteronyssinus (European house dust mite)
Lineage: Eukaryota; Metazoa; Arthropoda; Arachnida; Sarcoptiformes; Pyroglyphidae
Source: RefSeq, a predicted model, not a curated record
ACAUACAUACACCCACUUUCUUGAUAUUGUUUCUGUAUUAUCGUUAUUGUUGUUUUUCAUCAUUAUGAUCAUUAUUAUAAUCAUCGACAUUGUUAUUUUGAAUGAGAAAUAUGUGUAUAAUCAAAUAACGGAUGAAAACGUGAUUUUGGAUUAAAACAUCUGGAUGCUUCAAAAUUCAUUCGAAAUAUACUUAAGGGCAUUAUAAAAUCCAUAGCAAUAGUAAACAAAUGAAUUUUGAUAACAAUAAUAUUGACUCUAUUAAAUGGCGACAACAACCAGCAUUCAUUAUUAUCAUCAUUAUUAACGAUGGCGACAACAACAUCGAUUUUGAUUUUGAUUACAAACAUGUCUGUAUUUUGUUUGUUAUCACAUUUUAAUACAAAAUUAUUGCAUGGUAUUGAUAAUGUGAUGAUUGUUAAGAAAAAAAUGAUCAUCCAAUGACUGGUUGAAACUAAUAAUAUUUUUGACAACUAAAACAACAUCCUACCGAUUUCAAAUUCCAUUUUUUGUCCAUUGACACACACACACACACGAUUCGAAAAUGUCAACAGAAUUAAUGAACUCACCAAGUAUACGGCGAUCAAAUUCAUAUCGAAUUGCAUUGAGAAAAUCUGGUGUACCUAAAGAAUUACUUGACAAUAUUGAUCAUUCUCUAUCGAAUAAUACUGAUAAUAACAUCGAAUCUGAACGACAAACAAAUUCAACAACAUUGUCCACAGCAUCAAAAGAUAGAUUAUUUAAAAAACGUAAACAACAAGGAAUAAAUUUGGUGAAUUCAGAUGUAUCAGCAGCAAAAAUAUCGAUACAAAAUUCCGAUGAAAAAGAAAAUUUUUUAAUAACCAUUAAAGGUGAUACUGAUGAAGACGAAGAUGGCAGUGAUGAAACAUGGACAUUAAAACCAUUAUCAUUGGAUACAGAAUUGGAAUCAUAUAUCGAUAAUGAACAUCAAGAACAUAUUGUUCAAAAUGGUCAACAUUCAAAAAUAAGAAAUGAUCAAAUCAUUGAAAAAAAUAAUAAUGAUGAUAUGAAAAGAAAUACCUAUUCGAAAUGUAAACAUUUAUUCUGUUUAUUUUGUUGCUGUAAUUAUUGUUGUUGUUUACUUCGAGAUUGUUUUUCAUAAAUUGAAAUUUUCAUUCCUGAUUGUGAUUC